UGGUGUGUAUGGAAUAGUGUGUAUACCAUUUCCAAGCUGACGCGACCUUAGCACGAGUUCCAUCGCAUGCAUAUACACACACACGUACGCACACACUGUCCAUGCUUUGCGUUAACACACGUCCGCACGCUCAAUCAACUGGUGAGUAUCGCGUUACCUCGCAGAACUGGGGGCCCAGUGUGCGCUUGACCACGCUGCCGAGAGGAUCCUUUGGAGAACCGUUGCUCGGAGGUACACACCGUUCGCAGAGAUCCCGACUCCAACAUGCCGAACUGCCCGAAGUGCGACAAGCCCGUCUAUUUCGCUGAAAGAAAGACUUCCUUGGGGAAAGACUGGCACGGUGCCUGUUUACGAUGCGAAAAGUGUAACAAAACGCUGACACCAGGUAGCCAUUCGGAACACGAAGGCAAGCCGUACUGCAAUCAUCCGUGUUAUGCUGCCCUAUUCGGUCCUGGAGGCUUUGGACGAGGCGGUGCGGAGAGCUACGUUUACAAAAAGUAACGAUCCGACAACAAACGGCGAUAACUACUUACUGCUAAAUCAAACGCGUUACCUGUUCCAUAGAAUUUAUUGUUAAUAUAAUACUAAACAGAUCACCUAAGAAUAAAUGCGCGAAGUACAAUGAUUUCGUAAAAUGUACGAAUAGAACGCUACGAAAUACUUAAGAUGUUCAAUUUUUUAUAAG
Dufourea novaeangliae is the source of this 685-nucleotide messenger RNA. Its product is annotated as cysteine-rich protein 1-like. NCBI's taxonomy places the organism in Eukaryota, Metazoa, Arthropoda, Insecta, Hymenoptera, Halictidae. The record is from RefSeq and is a predicted model, not a curated record. Bases 265 to 501 code for a protein of 78 amino acids. The transcript is spliced from 3 exons.